Messenger RNA from Lecanosticta acicola, 1690 nucleotides. NCBI's taxonomy places the organism in Eukaryota, Fungi, Ascomycota, Dothideomycetes, Mycosphaerellales, Mycosphaerellaceae. The record is from the annotation of a GenBank genome assembly.
AUGAUCACGACACGAGCCUCAACCUGCUUGAGGCUACCGAGACGGAUUGUUACAUCUACGAAAACUUGGCGGCAUGGCAAACUCCAGAAACGGCAUGCCACUACGGCCUCGGCGCCAGUGGCAUCUUCGACAACACCGCAGUCGUCUGCAUCACAGCUCGCGAUGAUCACAAGCGAACUGGACAAAUUGUCUCCUAGAUUCGAUGUCUCUGCAGAGUCGAUAGAAAUUCUUCGGUCGCCCGCCGACUUCUAUGAGACGCUAAAGGUAAAGCGUUCGUCUUGACAACGACGAUGCGACGAAGUCUAACCAGAAUUGAAGUAGGCAAAGAUUAGAUCGGCGAAAAGGCGAAUCUAUCUCUCUACUCUUUACAUUGGGAAAAGUGAGCACGAGUUGGUAUGUGACCCAAAGAAUCGCUCUUUCCCAGAGCUAACUGUGCUAGAUCGACACCAUCCGAGAAGCUCUCGAAGCCAACCCAGACCUCAGAGUUUCGCUGCUGACAGACUACCUCAGAGGUACCCGAGAAGCGCCUAAUGCGUCAUGUGCAAGUCUGCUUGCUUCUUUGGUCAAAGACUUUGGGCCGGAGAGGGUUGAGGUUCGCAUGUACCAUACACCAAACCUCACGGGCACCCGCAAGGCUGUCCUUCCAAAGCGCAUCAACGAAGGCUGGGGCUUACAACACAUAAAGUUGUACGGAGUUGACGACGAGAUAGUCAUGUCCGGUGCCAACUUGUCGAACGACUAUUUCACAAACCGACAAGACCGAUAUCAUGUGUUCAAGUCGAAAGAGAUAACCGACUACUUUGGAUCUCUGUAUCGGAAAGUAUGCGAUAUGAGCUAUCGCGUGGUACCAUCUGACCACGAAGCAAGCGGUUUCACAAUGGAGUGGCCCCAGGCGAACGUACAGCCAGCACCCUUGGACGAUCCGCAAGGCUAUAUCAAGGCAGCCACGAAGGAGCUCCAGCCAUUGACAAAGCCGCUGAGCCUAAAUUACAAGAAGAAAUUGCUCUCUGACACUAGUGUCUAUCCGCUGCUGCAGUUGACACCGCUCCUCAAACCCGACACGUCCACCGAGCUUCCGGCUUUGACAGCCAUUCUCCGCAGGCUUGGCACUCCAGAGUUGACUGGAUCGAAAUGGACCUUCACCGCGGGAUACUUCAAUAUGACACCGGAAGUGCGCCAACUAUUGCUCCAAUCCAACCCGGCGUCAGCGACCGUCGUCGCCGCAUCACCUUGGGCCAAUGGAUUCUACGGGAGCAAAGGGAUCAGCGGCAUGCUACCUGCUGCAUAUACACACCUGUCGAAACAAUUUCUCAACGCAGUCCGCCGCCAAAACCUGGAUGCCCGCAUAUCCGUAAAGGAAUGGCGGAGGGGCACCGUCAACACGCCCGGAGGAUGGACCUACCACGCCAAGGGCAUUUGGGUAACACUACCCGGCCAACAGAAUCCUUGCAUCAGCCUUGUGGGAAGCUCAAACUACACUAAGCGCAGCUACUCGUUGGAUCUAGAGGCAAACACUCUGGUUGUCACCAGCAACCCUGAUCUGCAGAAACGCCUUGGAGAGGAAGAACGCUGGCUGCAGGAAUAUGCCACGCCUAUGACACGGGACGACUAUGCCAAGACGGAAAGAAGGGUCGGACUGCAUGUACGGAUAGCGAUGUGGAUUGUGACAUUAGUGGGAGGAGCAUUGUGA